CUACCCAAAUGUGAAUCUUUGAUUGGCCUUUCCUGGGAUCGCUGUCAUUGUCCCGUUGGUUGUGGGUAUUUCCCGAGCUGUUCCUUUCCCUUUUGCAGGUACAACAUGGUGGGUCGGGACACCAGGCUGUGUGAGGACAGCGGGUGGAGCGGCCAGGUGCCUACCUGUGAAGUUGUGACAUGCUCAGAAGCUCCGGCCAUCAGUAACGGCUCUGUUUCCGGUCGUGGUGACAGUGAGUUCUGGGAGUACGGCAUGACGGCGAAGUAUUCCUGUAAACUUGGCUUCUCGCUGAUCGGGCCGGCGGAGGUGACCUGCAAGGCGGACGGACAGUGGAGCUCACCGCCACCAUCGUGCAGAGCGGGUGUAUGUGGAAAUCUCCCAUCUUUGGAAAACGGGUCACCGAGGGAUGAACAUAUUUCCCAGGCCUUCCCUGUGGGGUCGAAUGUGACUUACAGGUGUAACCCAGGCUUCACGCUGAAGGAGGGCACCUCCCCAAAGAUCACCUGUAACUCAGACUUGACCUGGUCACCGCUGCAGACUACCUGUGAACGUGAGUGGUCUCGACCCCUCUACCUUCUUCAACAAUGUCUCGUGGUCUGGUCACUAGGCAGCCUCGACUUCUGCUUCCUCAUUCAAUCACACGAUCUGCUGUCGUAA
Amblyraja radiata (thorny skate) is the source of this 657-nucleotide messenger RNA. Its product is annotated as C4b-binding protein alpha chain-like. The coding region runs from base 106 to 657 and encodes 183 amino acids. The record is from RefSeq and is a predicted model, not a curated record. NCBI's taxonomy places the organism in Eukaryota, Metazoa, Chordata, Chondrichthyes, Rajiformes, Rajidae. The transcript has 4 exons.